Messenger RNA from Microdochium trichocladiopsis, 764 nucleotides. RefSeq lists its product as uncharacterized. Lineage: Eukaryota; Fungi; Ascomycota; Sordariomycetes; Xylariales; Microdochiaceae. The transcript has a single exon. The record is from RefSeq and is a predicted model, not a curated record. The coding region runs from base 221 to 664 and encodes 147 amino acids.
UGUCCUCGAUGGUACCCAAUCAGCGCCUGGCAGAUUCUUCGAGAAGGGGCAAUGUGUCAUAUGAUUUGCCCUCGAGGACUGGCUUCUAUCCAGAUCCUUCUGUAUCCGACCCCGGGGUGUGCAGCCAGUCCACGGGCUAUCCAGGCACACAACUUCAACCUCCGAAUCCCGGGGGCCCUAUAAUCCUGGUCACCCAUUCACUUACGAAGGACAGAUUAGAAUGGAGCCACCACAUGGCCACGAGCACAGCUCAGGGCCGACUCCACGGACCGGCGCCUCAAUGGACCCUUAUGCGCCGGGUGGGGCACCACCAAUGUCACAAACCUGGCAGCCCAUGAUGUGGCGCCCACCAAUAUCGACAAACAAUACGCACGAUAUCGAGGCAGGCAUGGCGAACCCGAGCGGAAGCGGGCCUCAUGCAGGCGCAACAUGGAGCGACUGGAACACGCCCAUCCCUGGCAGCCAAGAGCACCGUUAUGGGUCGCAUUCUCUCGUGGGGAUGGGUCCGGGCCCGCGACAAGAGACGCGCCCGGACAGUGGCAUGCCGGUAGGACCUGAGAUGGAGAUGAACAUGGGUCCUGGCGUGCCUGUUACCGGAAACGAUAUGCCUUGGCCCGGAUUGAUGUACCCAGCAAGCUCGGAGCGGCAGCAGAGGCCGCAAUGACAUGAUGAAGGAGCCAUAGCAGAAGCCAAUAAUGAUGAACCCUAUUGCCGUUGACUAUCCUUUUUGAGCCCAUAAGGCUCCGAUACUAAGGCUUUCCCGC